AUGGCUCUCCCUCUCCUCCCCGCAGACUGGUCCGCGGACAAGGACUUCAAGCGUCUCAACGCUUUGUCCUCCGCUUCUGAGCGCACCAUUGAGCCCGUUGGCCCUCACUUCCUCGCCCACGCCCGCCGUGCCCGCCACAAGCGUACCUUCUCUGAGGACGACCGCAUCCAGGCCCAAGAGAAGGCCCGCAAGACCGAAGAUGUCGACGAUGGCGAGAUCUCCGAGCCUGAGGAUCCCAUGGACCUCCAGCGCGAGGCCAAGGACUGGAAGACCCAGGACCACUACAAGAUCCUCGGCCUCAGCAAGUACCGCUGGAAGGCCAGCGAGGACCAGAUUAAGAAGGCUCACCGCAAGAAGGUCUUGAAGCACCACCCCGACAAGAAGGCCGCCCAGGGCUCUACCGAGGACGACCAGUUCUUCAAGUGCAUCCAGAAGGCCACCGAGGUCCUGCUCGACCCUGUCAAGAGGAGGCAGUACGACUCGGUCGACGAGGAGGCCGACGUCGACCCCCCGACCAAGAAGCUCUCCGGCAAGGACUUUUACAAGGCGUGGAGCAAGUUCUUCAAGGCCGAGGCGCGCUUUAGCAAGGAGCACCCCGUCCCCACGUUUGGCGACGAGAACGCCUCCAAGGAGCACGUCGAAGACUUUUACAACUUCUGGUACAACUUUGACUCGUGGCGCACCUUUGAGUACCUCGACGAGGACGUCCCCGAUGACAAUGAGAACCGCGACCAGAAGCGCCACGUCGAGCGCAAGAACGCCAACGCCAGGAAGAAGAAGAAGGCCGAGGACAACAUGCGUCUGCGCAAGCUGCUCGACGACGCCUCCGCCGGCGAUGAGCGCAUCAAGAGAUUCCGACAAGAAGCUAACGCCGCCAAGAACAAGAAGAAGGCGGACCGUGAGGCGGCCGAGAAGAAGGCUAUUGAGGACGCCAAGGCCAAAAAGGAGGCCGAGGAGAAGGCGAAGGCUGAAGCAGAGGAGAAGGCCAAGGCUGAGCGCGAGUCGUCCAAGAAGGCCAAGGAGGCGGCCAAGAAUGCCGUCAAGAAAAACAAGCGUGUUCUCAAGGGCAGUGUCAAGGAUGCCAACUACUUUGCCGAGGGCGACGCAAGCGCCGCCCAGGUUGAUGCCGUGCUCAACGACGUCGACCUCGUGCAGGCCAAGAUUGACCCCGAUGAGAUUGCGGCGCUUGCCAACAAGCUCAACGGUCUCAAGGUCUCGGGUGAGAUCAAGAGUGUCUGGAGCGACGAGGUCAAGAGGCUCGUCGAGGCUGGCAAGCUCAAGGAGGGUGACGCUAAGACUCUUGCUUAA
Molecule: messenger RNA, 1308 nt
Organism: Emericellopsis cladophorae
Lineage: Eukaryota; Fungi; Ascomycota; Sordariomycetes; Hypocreales; Bionectriaceae
Product: Zuotin-like protein
Exons: 1
Coding region: 1-1308 (435 amino acids)
Biological process (GO): 'de novo' cotranslational protein folding; regulation of translational fidelity
Cellular component (GO): cytosol
Molecular function (GO): Hsp70 protein binding; ribosome binding
Source: RefSeq, a predicted model, not a curated record